Molecule: messenger RNA, 4462 nt
Organism: Nerophis ophidion (straightnose pipefish)
Lineage: Eukaryota; Metazoa; Chordata; Actinopteri; Syngnathiformes; Syngnathidae
Gene: fcho2
Product: FCH and mu domain containing endocytic adaptor 2
Exons: 31
Coding region: 263-3439 (1058 amino acids)
Biological process (GO): synaptic vesicle endocytosis; clathrin-dependent endocytosis; clathrin coat assembly
Cellular component (GO): clathrin-coated pit; cytoplasm; clathrin-coated vesicle
Source: RefSeq, a predicted model, not a curated record
GCGCUGUUUCUCCCCGCACAAGCGGCUUGCUUCUCGCCGGGAAUAAACCCCGGCGGAGACACGGCCGGGGCGGAGGGAGGUGGAGUUUGUCGUCACCGUCGGCGGGGCGGAGGAAGGCGAAGAAGAAAGGGGGAGAGUGAGCGAGAGAGAGAGAGAGAAAGAAGGCUUACCGGGGGCAGAACACGAAGGGAGGUCGCCGCUGGAUGAAUUUCCCUCGUCAACUUUCCACGCAGCAAACUGCCAAAGAGUUGGCGUCAACAAGAUGAUAACGCCGUACUUUAUAGAACAUUUCUGGGGCGAGAAGAACAAUGGCUUCGACGUGCUGUACCACAACAUGAAGCACGGACAGAUCUCCUCCAAGGAGCUGACGGACUUCAUCAGGGAAAGGAGUGUUAUUGAAGAGGCCUACGCCCGCUCCAUGACCAAACUUGCCAAGACAGCAGGGAACUUUUCGCAGCUCGGGACGUUCGCUCCGGUGUGGGAAGUUUUCAAGGGGUCCACGGAGAAACUGGCCGUCUGCCACAUGGAGCUGGUGAGGAAGCUGCAGGAGCUUAUAAAAGAGGUGCACAAAUACGUGGAGGAGCAGGCCAAAGCGCACAAAAAGACGAAAGAGGAGGUGGCGUCCACCUUGGAGGCCGUGCAGAACAUCCAGGCCACCUCUCAAGCCCUGCAGAAGUCCAAGGAGAACUACAACGCCAAAACUGUGGAGCAGGAACGCCUACGUAAGGAAGGAGCCACCCAGAGGGACGUGGACAAGGCGGGAAUCAAAGCCAAAAAAGCCACAGAGACCUACAAGUCCUACGUGGAGAAAUACGCCGUAGCCAAGUCUGAGUUUGAACAGAAGAUGGCGGAAACUGCACAGAGGUUCCAAGAUAUUGAAGAAAGCCACAUUCUCCACAUGAGGGAGAUCAGCCAGUCGUAUUCGCAAUCCGUCGACGAAACACACGUUCAACUAGGGGAGGUUCACACUGAAUUUGUGAGGAACAUCGAGAACACCUCUGUAGACGGCUUAAUACAGAAGCUGGCAGAAAGCAAAGGAACGGGCAAGGAGCGACCAGGACCCAUUGAGUUUGAGGAGUGCAACGCUGCUAUUGCUACCGAAGGUGCCAAACCCAGGAAGAGGAAGCCUUUCGGCAUCCCAGGACGGAGGAAAGACAAAGACACAGACUCCACGGAGUCCACAGAAGUCGAGAGCAACACUGCCAAUGGCGCUCCCCCCGGAUACUACGGGGCCAUAGACAUCCAGAAUGCCAAUGUUCCGCAGGUGGAUGAUGAAGGUUUCUGCAUCAGGCCAGAAGCAAUCGACAAUGAUGCCAAAGAGAACUCCUUCUACUCGUCCAGCGACUCGGAGGACGAGGACGAGCCCCGGAAGUUUCACGUGGAAAUUAAGCCCGUCCAGCCCAACAACGGCACACAUCAGAACCGAGCCACCAUCGACGAGCUCAAGGCGUCCAUCGGCAACAUCGUGCUAUCUCCUUCCACCUCGGGCCAAAUGCGGAGGAACCAAUCCAGGUUCACAGGAGUGUCCGCAUUAGGCUCCAAGGCUCAGGGUGCUGGUGAUGAGCUAGCCAAACCCAGAGUGCCACCUUCAUACGAAUUGUCCAACAACGACCUCCUGUCCCUUGAUCCGCUCGGUCCCUUCCUGGCAGCAAGCUCGGCCAACGCCGCGUCCACAACCGCAGACCUCGCCUGUAUUUUCCUCUCAUCUCCAUCUUUCCUCACACAAGACUUUGCAGCGGAAAUGUCAGAGGAGACGGCGCCGGCGCCCGAACGCUCGCCCCCUUUGGCCGAGCGCCAGCAAUCCAAAGACGUCUCCUCUUUUUCCUCGUCCACAUCCUCUCCUUGGGACUCCCCUGUAAACUCUUUCAAGGCGCUCCGCCCGGCGCCAGUCCGGGCCCACAGCGCCCCCAUCACGCUGCCGCCCGAGCCGGCGGACCCCUUCGAGAGCUCGCCGGGCGACCUUGAGGACGCCGCGUCCUCGCUGUCCUGGUCCCAGAGCCAGUGGAUCGCCUUCGGGGACAACAUGGCUUCCUCACGCCGACACGGCCCCGGUCCUCCUUUGAGGCUCCGGUCCGGCAGGUCGAGCCGCUUCCUGUCGGAUGACUCGGCCGACGCCUACUGCAAAACGGCGGAAGGUUUUUCUGACAGUUUCUCUGAGCUGAGCGACGGGGCGACGGCGGCCGCUCCGUCGAGCAAAAUAUUCCCUGUGCCCAACCGACCUACGACCCCUCUGACUGCCGGAACCCUGGUGCCGCCUCCCCGACCCUCCUCCAGGCCAAAGCUCCCCACUGGGAAACUUACCGGCAUCAAUGAGAUUGUCCGACCCUUCAGCCCGUCCAAGGGGUCCGGUACCAGCCCGCCCCCCGGCGCGCCCCUCGCUCGAGCAGAAAGCUCAUCCUCCUUGUCCUCGAACGCCUCGCUCAGUGCAGCAAACACGCCCACAGUCGGACCUCAGCACACUUUUAGUCUCCCCAUCUCUUCUCGAGAGACAGACCUUCUCUCAUUUCCUUCUUUCUUUUUCCUGAAGGAUGACAUGUUUGUCGCCAAGCUGCCCACCUUUGAGAGGCGAUGUGAAACACCAGCAGGCACGUCCCGCGGUCCCAGCCCUGUGACCCUGGCAUCCCAAGAUGCUUUGCCUAUUGCCGUGGCCUUCACCGAGUCGGUUAAUGCUUACUUCAAAGGCGCUGAUCCCACAAAGUGCAUCGUGAAGAUCACGGGGGACAUGACGCUGUCCUUCCCUGUGGGCAUCAUCAAGGUGUUCACCGGCAACCCCUCCCCCGCCGUGCUCACCUUCAAGUUGAAGAACACCAGCAGGCUGGAGCAGAUCCAUCCCAACCAGCAGCUCCUCUUCAGCGAUCUUUCCCAAAGUGACUCGGACUCGAAGGACUUCUGGUUCAACAUGCAAGCACUGACAUCCUACCUCAGGAAAGCCGCGGACCAGAACCCGGCGGCCUCCUACUACAAUGUGGAAAUUCUCAAGUACCAGGUGCAGUCUGACGGCAUCCACUCCACGCCGCUCAACCUGGCCGUGUACUGGAAGUGUUCCCCGAGCACCACGGACCUGCGGGUGGACUACCGCUACAACCCGGACUCCAUGGCGUCGCCGGGGCCGCUCAGCAACCUGCAGAUCUUGGUGCCGGUCGACGGCGGCGUCACCAGCAUGCAGUCCCUGCCCAGCGCCCUCUGGAACGGCGAGCAGAAUAAAUGUCUGUGGAAGCUCAGCGACAUUUCCGACAAGUCGGAAAACGAAGGCGCCGGCUCUCUGAGGGCCAAGUUUGAGGUGUCCAGCGGCCCGUCCAACCCGUCCACGCUGGCGGUGCAGUUCAUGAACGAGGGCAGCACGCUGUCGGGGGUGGGCAUGGAGCUGCAAGGGAGCGGCUACAGGCUGUCCCUCAGCAAGAAGAGAUUCGCCACAGGUCGAUACAUGGCAGAUUGCUGAAGCCACAUCAAAUCUUAUCCUGCUUUACGGCUUAAAAAAAAAAGAAAAAAAAAAAAAAUUUGCAAAGCCAAACCGGACCCGACCCCAAAUAACGCCGCACUGAGUACCGAACACUGUCGAAAGCGAUGGAGAAAGGUGAGCUUUGAGAGCCGCGUGUCGCCAUGACGACGCCUCAGUCUGUUUUUUUUGUGUGUCAACCAACACUUUAUCUCAGCGCAUAAAAAGAGGCGGGGUGAAAAAACUUACAUGCACUAACAAACUUCUUCUCACCUCUCUGGUGUAAAUAUGACCCGCUCCAAUCUUUACUGCCGGCGUUUAACGCUUCUUUUGGAUGGCGUGCGACAAAAGAGGACUCCUGGAUGGAAAAAGAAAAGGAAACAAACAAACAAAAAAAAAAGGACCCUCAGUGCCUCCCGCUCGCAUUUUCUCCUCAAUCAGGGCUCUUUUUUUUCCCUCAAGCCUUUUAAAAAAAAAUGUCGUCCUUACUGUAAAAAAACCCUUAAGACGCUUUCAAAAAAGUCCGGAUGAACUCGUAGCUUUUUCUUAACGCCACAAAACUUGAAAUUGUUUUUAACGUUUCGUGUCGACUGACAUCAACGCCACGGUGGACGCCGAAGGGAAGACCGGAAGAACCGCAAAAAAAAAAUGACGUCAUCGCUCCGUUUGUGUCACAUGACCUCUUUCUGAAAGGCGUCUCGCCGUAUCGUCUUGGGCUCCGUUUCAAGCGGCGAGCCUUAAGACCCCAACGUUGUUGUGUCAGCAAGCUGGUUCUUGCUCUCCCCCAAAACAACCGGCCUCCAUCUUUGCCCACUUUCUUUUCCUUCUCUACGUCUUUGUAUUUAACAGAUUUUUUUAAAAGGAAACAAAAAAAAAUACGCUAAUUUGUGUAAAUGAUUCUCAUAAUGUGUACAUUUUUUUUUUUUACCAGUAUCAGCCACUUUCUCUACGUGAUGAUUUCUCACUGUGCCUGUAUGAAAUGUGUAAUAUAUGAAUUAUAUACAAAUAUAUGGAUGACUACUUUAA